UCGGUGAAAGAGGGACUGGGAUCUGCGAUCUCAGGGCAGUUCCGUGAUUGUAGUCCUCGGUGCGUCAGUUUACUGAUAAAACAUUCAUUUUUUUGGUUCUGUUAAUAUUCAGUGGUCAGUGUUAUUCAAUUUCACUCGGUUACUCCGAUAUUUUGGUAAAUUUCAGUCAAUUAGGGACUGGUUCUUCAGUUAAUUAUAUUUUCAUCAGCAUCAGAAAACAUCUCAUUCGGUAACCACAAUGGACUCUGACGAGGAGACUCUCUACGAUGAGGUGGACUCAGGCAAUGAGUCCAGCGGCGAUGACGUAGACUUCGCGAUGGAGUGCGAAACUGGUAAUCCGCGUGAACGCACCAACGACGCCGAUGACUAUCCUUUCGAGGUCUUAACGACUGAGGAAAUCGUUCAACACAUGGUGGAUUGCAUCAAGGAAGUCAACACAGUUGUUGAGAUACCAGCAACGACAACUAGAAUAUUAUUGAAUCACUUCAAGUGGGACAAGGAGAAGCUCAUGGAGAGAUUUUACGAUGGGGAUCAGGAUAAAUUGUUCGCUGAAGCUAGAGUGGUCAAUCCGUUUCGGAAAGGUCCACUCAUUAGUAGGUCACGUUCUGCUCAAAGCUCAUUGUCGAGGAAGACAUCUACAAAUGGUACUGAGGAGUGCGGCAUCUGUUUCACAACAUUACCGUCUUCCAUGAUGACGGGGUUGGAGUGCGGUCAUCGCUUCUGUGCUGGCUGCUGGGGAGAAUAUCUAACUACUAAAAUCAUGGAGGAGGGCGUUGGUCAGACAAUAGCAUGUGCAGCCCAUGCAUGCGACAUUCUCGUUGAUGAUGCAAGUGUAAUGCGUUUGGUUAAGGACUCCAAAGUCAAGCUUAAAUAUCAACAUCUCAUUACGAACAGUUUUGUUGAGUGUAACAGGUUAUUGAGGUGGUGUCCAUCCCCGGACUGCAACAGCGCUAUAAAAGUACAGUACGUCGAGGCAAAGCCAGUGACGUGUAAGUGUGGCCACACAUUUUGCUUUCACUGCGGUGAAAAUUGGCAUGAUCCAGUGAAAUGUCAUUUACUACGUAAGUGGAUUAAAAAGUGUGACGACGAUUCCGAGACGUCCAAUUGGAUAGCCGCCAACACGAAAGAAUGCCCAAAAUGUAAUGUGACGAUUGAGAAAGAUGGUGGUUGCAAUCACAUGGUCUGCAAAAAUCAAAAUUGUAAGACAGAGUUCUGUUGGGUGUGCUUGGGACCCUGGGAGCCACAUGGCUCUAGCUGGUACAACUGCAAUCGUUACGAUGAGGACGAGGCUAGGGCUGCCAGGGAUACACAGCAAAAAUCACGAUCAGCAUUGCAGAGAUACUUGUUCUACUGCAACAGAUACAUGAAUCAUCUGCAAUCACUCAAGUUUGAGAGCAAAUUGUAUGCUAGUGUCAAGGAGAAAAUGGAGGAGAUGCAGCAACACAAUAUGUCUUGGAUUGAAGUCCAGUUCCUGAAGAAGGCAGUUGACAUCUUGUGUUUAUGUAGACAGACUCUAACGUAUACAUACGUUUUUGCUUAUUACCUGAGGAAAAAUAAUCAAUCUGUGAUCUUCGAGGAUAAUCAGAAGGAUCUUGAAGGUGCAACUGAAUUUCUGUCUGAGUAUCUCGAGAGGAACAUCACCAGUGAAAAUCUUGCUGACAUCAAGCAAAAGGUCCAGGAUAAAUACAGAUAUUGCGACAAUCGAAGGAAGGUAUUACUCGAGCACGUGCACGAGGGCUACGAGAAAGAAUGGUGGGACUACACUGAAUAAAAAUAGCCAAACACGGACGGAAUUCUCCUCGUAUCAGGGAUGCAAUGGUCUGCCCCUCACUCUCUAGCCCUCCCGUGACCGCCUCAACUGUGAUAACUCGUCAAAAAAUAAAUAAAUAAAUGAAAAUUCAAACAAAAAGUAUAUAUAACGGAUUUGUGAUGAGAGACAGGAAUAAAGAAAAAUCCUGUGGUCAUCGAUUCAAAAUUUUUCCUCAAACUUUGACCUGAAAUGAAUUCAAAAUUAGCUAAAUUUUGCCCUGUUUUCUUUUUGUUUGCGUUUUUGUGGAGCUCUCGAGUCUAAGGUAUUAGUGUUUUCAUUGCACGAUGGCGGUUCGAGAUACUUAAAAUUUAUAAAAACUGGUAUAAAUGUGAUUUUGAUGAAAGAAAAUGAAUAACUUACUAUUACGAAAUGAGUAAUUUUGUUUUUUUUAUGUGAAAGUGAAGAGAACACAAUUUUCAAUAGAUGUCUGUCGAUGGAUCUUGAAUUUUCUUCUAGUAAAAAAUGAUAAACCAAAAAUGGAAAAUAAUUGGAGAGAAUGGCGAUGGAAAGCUUUAGGCAUAACUAAACUGUUUGUUUUUAAAAAUUGAUUUUUUAGUUGAUAAUGGAGAAAAUAAAGUGGUUGAUCAGAUGUGGAGAAUGGAAGAUGCGAGAGACAUUGUGUUAUCUCUAGCGAACAGAACAAGCAAAAUAUAGUGAAUUGCUUUUUUUUCAUGGUAGUGUUAAAUAUUUUGCGGUUGCUCUCGGUCAAGAGACACGUCCAGGCUACAACUGCCAUGAUAUUUUCAAGAGUAAUAAAUAAAUGUUUGAAAAAGAAAAAAUGAAAAUUCUUCACUGAUUUUUGCCUCUUAAGGACCAAGUCAUUGUUGCUGAAUAGUUUUCAGAGGUCAAUUUCCAUAGGUGAAUGCUGUCUUCGUUGUAAUUGUAAUCGACAAUUGCCGAAUGUUCGAGUAGAGUGUAGAUUAAUGCUGUUAAAUUGACAAGUUAAGCAUCAAUCAAUUUUCAUCAUUGAAGAGAAAUAAUAAUGGUGUUCAAUAAGCCUGUGAAUUUUAAGUUCAUCCCGCAGUUGGAAAGAACAGAAUAGAAGGAACGUUAACAGCAGUAAUAUUUGCUCAAAAUUUUCGUCGAGUUUAGGCACCAAUUUUUCCCCCCAACAUGAUGUAGUGGAUAUUCGUCACACCUGCGAGAAAAACAGGACCGAAUUCCGUUUGUACAGUUUAAAUAGAUAUAUGAUCGCAAUUAUUUAAUGAAGUAUGUGUAUACAUAUGGAAAAACAUUAUGCAAGUAAUAAAAAUAAAUAUGGUGAACAUGAGAUAAUUGUAACAAAUACAGCAAAAUUUGUAAUUUGUAUUUUUUUUAGUUCAGGUAUCGAAGAAUUGUUGAUAGUUGUUAUUUUAUUGUGAUGAACUGUUACGCAAAUCUCUGCAUCAUGUUUGAAAUAGCGCAGAAUGGGAAUAGUUGAUAGGCAAGGUUUCUUUUUGUUUCGUUUACUAAUCUGUAUCGAUGGCAGUCUCGAAGGGGUAUCAUCCCCACAAUUCACGACAAAGCAACAACUCUCGAAUGUAAAAAAACAGAUCGUGGAAGAAUCGUAAAAAUUAGAAGAAUAAUAAAAAUCCAAGUUUUUUAUUUCAAUUCGAAAAACCGUCUCGAUCUAUUUUCAACCAUACACUCCGUACAUUAAUGUUAAGGUGAAUGGAAGGGUGAUGGAGAGCGUUUGAUGAAUCAGCCGAAUAUGUAAAUAUUUCGAAUAGGAAACGAUCGGUUUGGAAAUGAGGAAAAAAUCACUAGGUGGGGAAUAAAAUAAUGAUAUUCAAGGGAUGAGGGACAUGUACAAGACUUACUGCUAUGAAAAGGAUUAUAACACCUUGUUUUCAUAUUUUGCUGUGGAAAAACGCGUGUUGUGAACUAUUACUCAAAUUCCUGCGCCAUUUCAGAUGUGAGCAACUGCACUAUUUUUGAAAUAGCGCGGAAUGGGAAUAGUUGAUAGGCAAGGUUUCUUUUUGUUUCGUUUACUAAUCUGUAUCGAUGGCAGUCUCGAAGGGGUAUCAUCCCAACAAUUCACGACAAAGCAACAACUCUCGAAUGUAAAAAGACAGAUCGUGGAAGAAUCGUAAAAAUUAGAAGAAUAAUAAAAAUCCAAGUUUUUUAUUUCAAUUCGAAAAA
This is a messenger RNA of Diachasma alloeum, 3931 nucleotides long. It is a transcript of the gene ari-1, whose product is annotated as potential E3 ubiquitin-protein ligase ariadne-1. Gene Ontology annotation, molecular function: ubiquitin protein ligase activity; ubiquitin conjugating enzyme binding; zinc ion binding. Gene Ontology annotation, cellular component: cytoplasm; ubiquitin ligase complex; nucleus. The transcript has 8 exons. Gene Ontology annotation, biological process: ubiquitin-dependent protein catabolic process; protein polyubiquitination; positive regulation of proteasomal ubiquitin-dependent protein catabolic process. Lineage: Eukaryota; Metazoa; Arthropoda; Insecta; Hymenoptera; Braconidae. The record is from RefSeq and is a predicted model, not a curated record. Bases 239 to 1771 code for a protein of 510 amino acids.